AACAGCUGCUAUCCUGCUGCGGUUUGUGGGUGUCGAAAUGUCAGCUGAUUGUUAGCCCGUCUGGCUAGCUUAGCAUAGCUGGGUGUUUGUUUUUGUCACAGGACAGGCUGCCUCUGACGGACCCCCCUUCAGGCUUAACGCAUAUUUACUAAUUCCUCGGGCUUGUGCUUUUUUAUUUUAUUUAUUUUAAUAACCCGUCAUCAGUUUUAUUUCUCGGGGCUGCUAACCCACCGCCAGCGGUGCUGCAUUUUCCACAGCAGCGAGGAGGAAAAAGGGAGUGAAGUUGCUGUCCGAGUCUCUCUGCAUUGCAGCCCCCGGCGCUGCUGAUGGAAUUCAAACACACAACAAUGGCGUCUCCUGGUUCAAACAGCUCAACGGCAGCCAGCGGCAGCGGCGGCAACGCGGGCUCCCACCUCUACCAGCAGCAGUCCCAGUCCCAGCACACCACCACCAUGAGCGGCAUGCAGGAGGCCAACACCUGCUGGAGAUGUCAGAGUGAAACAGGGUUUCAGAUAAACCUGUCUGGAGCUCACCCAAGUAAACGCAAAGCCCUGAAGCUGAACUUCGCCAACCCGCCGAUCAAACCCGCGACCAGAUUCUCCUUAAACACGGCUGGACCGCCGUUCCAGAACCCCCACAUAGAGAGGCUGAGAACUCACAGUAUCGAGUCGUCGGGGAAGCUGAAGAUCUCCCCGGAGCAGCACUGGGACUUCACAGCCGAGGACCUGAAGGAUCUGGGCGAAAUCGGCCGCGGGGCGUACGGCUCCGUCAACAAGAUGGUGCACAAACAGAGCAACAUGAUCAUGGCCGUUAAGAGGAUUCGGUCAACGGUGGAUGAGAAGGAGCAGAAGCAGCUGCUGAUGGACCUGGACGUGGUGAUGAGGAGUAGUGAUUGUCCUUACAUCGUCCAGUUUUACGGCGCUCUGUUCAGAGAGGGCGAUUGCUGGAUUUGCAUGGAACUCAUGGCUACCUCGUUAGACAAAUUUUACAAGUUUGUUUAUGGCUCGUUAGACGACGUGAUUCCAGAGGAGAUAUUAGGAAAAAUAACUUUAGCUACUGUGAAGGCACUUAACCACUUAAAAGAAAACUUGAAAAUAAUACACCGGGACAUCAAGCCGUCCAACAUCCUCCUGGACCGGAACGGCAACAUAAAGCUCUGCGACUUCGGCAUCAGCGGCCAGCUGGUGGACUCCAUCGCCAAAACCAGAGAUGCAGGCUGCAGGCCGUACAUGGCGCCGGAGAGAAUCGACCCCAGCGCGUCCAGGCAGGGCUACGACGUCCGCUCAGAUGUUUGGAGUCUGGGAAUCACGCUGUACGAGCUGGCCACGGGCCGGUUCCCCUACCCCAAGUGGAACAGCGUGUUCGACCAGCUGACUCAGGUGGUGCGAGGAGACCCGCCGCAGCUCAGCAACUCCGACGAGAGGCGCUUCUCCCCCAAAUUCAUCUCCUUUGUCAACGUGUGCCUUACAAAGGAUGAAUCCAAGAGGCCAAAGUACAGGGAGCUUCUGAGAGACCCGUUCAUCCAGAUGUACGAGGAGCGCUCCGUCGACGUUGCCGGCUACGUCUGCAGGAUCCUGGAUCAGAUGCCGGCCUCUCCCAGCUCCCCCACAUACAUGGAAUGAAAGCCGGACGAGAACCACACCCACAUCAACUCAUCGCCACCGAUCUGUUGACAACAAAAACGCAUCAAAAUUUAAAUCUAUGUGUAAAAUUGCUUGGUCCCCUUAUUGCAGUGUUAAAAAAAAAAGAAGAAAAGAAAACGCACCUUUUACGGUUCAGUCUGUAUAUAUUACCGCACUUCCGCUUCUCUCUUGUUCACAAACACGCAGACACACACGUAUAUUAGGAGCCGUUACACGUCUCAGUGGUUGGUGACCGGGGAGUUAAAGGAAAAAAAAAAAAUAAUGUGGAAAAUGUAUUUAUGGAACCAAAAUGAUGUGGAGUCUCUGAUCCGGAGACUGGAACCAUCCUCUCUGUUAACCGCUCCACCUGUUUAAUGUCCGUGAAUGAAAGCAAAGCGUUUGGCAAUUUAAUCGAACUCGUUGUGUCAGAGCCGCAGUAGACGCCGUGCUGAUGAAUAAAGACAGGAGGAGAAAGGAAA
This is a messenger RNA of Fundulus heteroclitus (mummichog), 2101 nucleotides long. RefSeq names its product mitogen-activated protein kinase kinase 4a (gene map2k4a). Gene Ontology annotation, molecular function: ATP binding; JUN kinase kinase activity. NCBI's taxonomy places the organism in Eukaryota, Metazoa, Chordata, Actinopteri, Cyprinodontiformes, Fundulidae. The record is from RefSeq and is a predicted model, not a curated record. Bases 327 to 1622 code for a protein of 431 amino acids. Gene Ontology annotation, biological process: protein phosphorylation; MAPK cascade. The transcript is spliced from 13 exons.